This is a messenger RNA of Trichoderma aggressivum f. europaeum, 1626 nucleotides long. RefSeq names its product CAZyme family GH79. The record is from RefSeq and is a predicted model, not a curated record. Bases 1 to 1626 code for a protein of 541 amino acids. Lineage: Eukaryota; Fungi; Ascomycota; Sordariomycetes; Hypocreales; Hypocreaceae. The transcript has 4 exons.
AUGUUGACAAAAAGCGCCCUCGUCACGCUGCUCGGUGCUGCUUCAUCCGCCGCGGCCGACGUGUAUACCGUUCCCUCGCAGCCCAAUGCCAAUGGCGAGCCUCUCGAUGGCUUCGUGAGCUACUCAAUUGAGUUUGCUUCAUUCCCCGAUUUUGCCGGCAACAAGUCGUCCCCAAACACGUUCUCCUACAACCUCAUCAACAACCUCGGGGCUCUUCAAGGACACAAGCCGUAUAUCCGCGUCGGUGGCAACACCCAAGAUUACGCGCUCUACAAUGCGUCUCAAAAGGCAUCCCUGAUCGGUAUCGUCGAUCCCCACAGGUCGCCCGACUACCCGACCACCAUCCACAUUGGUGACGCCUACUUUGAGUCCUACGGCACUUGGCCCGGCGUCCAGUUCUCUCACGGCUUCAACCUCGGCCUGGGUGCCAACAGAUCAGAGGGAUGGGAGACCCUCGCCGACACGGUUCCGUUGGCCUGCAAAGCCCUUAGCCACGGCAACAUAUACACAUGGGAGUACGGCAAUGAGCCUGAUCUGUUCUCGACGUCGGCGCAGGGCCCUGUGCGCCCCUCGAACUGGAACGAGAGCACGUAUGCUUGGCAGUGGCUCAAUGGCACGGCCGAGAUCACGAAGCAGGUCAAGAAGCACUGCCCGACUUUGGCUCUCUUCGGAGGUCCCAAGUUUAUGGCUCCUUCGUUUGCCGGCACUGGCAACCACCUCAAGGCACCGCUCACCUUCCAAGAUGGUAUUGACAAGAACAAGAACAUUGAGUAUUUCUCAACCCACAACUACAUCAGCGGCGCCACCUCUCUCGGCGUCACCCUGCAGGGCACCCUGAUGAACCACAACAGGACCGUAAGCUCCGUUCAGAGCCAUCUCCCAGAGUACAACGCCAUUUUCACCACUGCUCAGGCCCAAAAGGCCACUCCCCUCAUCUUUGGCGAGUGCAACUCUCUCUACAACCAGGGCAGGCCUGGUCUGUCCAACACCUUUGGAGCCGCGCUCUGGGGCAUUGACUUCAAUCUCUAUGCCGCUUCGGUUGGCUUCAAGCGCGUCCACAUGCACAUGGGCACCAACUACCGUUACCAAGCUUGGCAACCCGUUGAGACCGAUCUGGCCUCCAGGGGCACCAAGGCCCCCUACUACGGCAGCAUCGCCGUCGCCGCCACGCUGGGCAACCAGGAGCUCCUCCCUGUCAGCAUCACCAACAUCCAACUGACCGAUACUCGCGAGGCCGCCUACGCAGCUCACUACUCGAGCGGUCUUCUCAAGGGCCACCUCGCUCGCCUCACCGUCCUCAACAUGCGCGGCUACAACACCACCGUCGACGGCGAGGGGCUCGAGUCUGUUCCUAACCCUCCCCCUCGCCCUAGCCAGACGUACACUUUCGCCGUGAACGCCCGUAACGGAGCGCAUGUUGGCGUGCAGCGUCUGCUGGCGAACGGAAGUGAUGCUAUUACUGGUAUUACUUUUGAUGGAUGGAGCUACAACUAUGAGCUUGCAAAGGGCAAGCCUGUGAGGCUGCAUAACGUGACUGUGGGAGAGACUGCGGUUGUGCGAAACGGACAGGUUACGGUUGAGGUGCCGGAUUCGUCGGCUGUUUUGCUCAACUUUCCUCUGUUGUGA